ACAAACAUGAAGAAGAACACCUCUGCGGUGAAGAAUGCCGGUGGCAUCAAGGCAUGGAGUUUCCGUAGCCACCAGCUUUUGGUGAGAAGGGUGAUGCAAUUAACCAUGUUCAUUGCUGGACUUCAUGUGUGUUGGGUGUUUCUCUCUAACUCUGCCUCUUCCAUUGAAUUCCAUACCUUCUCACAUUACUUCAUUGCUCAGUUAACAAAGGCUGGUUAUGAAUCAAAGCUAGAGAGUGUUCUUAGAAGCGCGUCUAUGAAGGAUAAGACAGUGAUAAUCACAACUCUAAAUGAUGCAUGGGCAAAGCCAGGUUCCAUAUUUGACCUCUUUCUUGAGAGUUUUCGCCUAGGGAACCAGACAAAAAAGUUUUUGAAUCACUUGGUGGUAAUAACUUUGGACCAAAAGGCACAUGCUCGUUGCCUAGCUUUGCACAAACAUUGUUACCAACUUGAAACUAAAGGUGACAAUUUCACCGGUGAAGCAUUUUUCAUGACUGCAGACUACCUACAGAUGAUGUGGAGAAGAAUUGAAUUCCUUGGUACAGUCCUUGAUAUGGGGUACAACUUUGUGUUCACGGAUACUGAUGUAAUGUGGCUUAGAGAUCCCUUCAAACUAUUUUACAAAGAUGUAGAUUUCCAAAUAGCUUGUGAUUUUUUCAAUGGCAAUUCCCAUGACUUAAACAACUUUCCAAAUGGAGGGUUUAAUUAUGUGAAAUCGAAUAAACGAACUAUUUUGUUCUACAAGUUCUGGUUCAACUCUAGGAAUGUCUUCCCCAAGUUGCAUGACCAGGAUGUGCUCAACAAGAUAAAAAAGGACUCAUUCGUUUCCAACAUGAAGCUGAAGAUUAGGUUCCUUAGCACUAGUUAUUUUGGAGGGUUUUGUCAGCAUGCAGAGGACUUCAACAAGGUCUCAACAAUGCAUGCCAAUUGUUGUUUUGGUUUAGAUAACAAAGUCAAUGAUCUCAAAAAUUUGCUUGAGGAUUGGAAGAAGUAUGUGGCAUUGCCUGAAAAUGAGAAAAAUCAGUCGCAUCCUUCUUGGAGCGUAAGUUGCAGGGAGUCGGUUGAACGUUUCAAACAAAGGAAGCAGAAGAAUAAAGGGAGGUUUCGGCGACGGGCAUUGGCUGUAACGGUUUGAUGCAUAUAUAGAGGUUGUUAGGAAUAAUUCAUUGGAAGUUAAUUAAAUAAACAAUCUUCAUACCUAUGCAGGGAAUUAUUUACUCCUAGCCAAUGGUUGUUACCUGCUAUAUAAGGAAGGUUCAUAAUAUUAUUUAUAGAGUAUUUUUAA
Glycine soja is the source of this 1284-nucleotide messenger RNA. RefSeq lists its product as uncharacterized. The record is from RefSeq and is a predicted model, not a curated record. Bases 7 to 1134 code for a protein of 375 amino acids. NCBI's taxonomy places the organism in Eukaryota, Viridiplantae, Streptophyta, Magnoliopsida, Fabales, Fabaceae. The transcript has 4 exons.